Messenger RNA from Oncorhynchus nerka (sockeye salmon), 5157 nucleotides. RefSeq names its product zinc finger protein 217-like. NCBI's taxonomy places the organism in Eukaryota, Metazoa, Chordata, Actinopteri, Salmoniformes, Salmonidae. Gene Ontology annotation, cellular component: nucleus. Bases 355 to 3477 code for a protein of 1040 amino acids. The transcript is spliced from 5 exons. Gene Ontology annotation, biological process: regulation of DNA-templated transcription. The record is from RefSeq and is a predicted model, not a curated record. Gene Ontology annotation, molecular function: RNA polymerase II cis-regulatory region sequence-specific DNA binding; DNA-binding transcription factor activity, RNA polymerase II-specific.
CGUUGAGCGCGCGCCUCACAAUUCAACAGCUCCACAUAGCGACUUGCAAACAUUGAGUAAGAACAAUAUGACCGAAAAUUGUAGGAAGGUGAACAAAUUUGGCUAGCUGCUAUUAUUCAUGAAUUAGCUAGUUUAGCGACAGGAUGUAACACGCAGUUUAUUUCACUUAGAUAUAUAAUUUCGAUUAAUUGAAAGUAUACACGGAAAGCCUGAAUUGGAAUCUACCUACUAAGACCUAACUCCCCUGGAUGAAUCACUGACAAUCUUCCACAUUGAUAUUCAGAAACGUCAUCUAGUAACUCCUUACUUAUAGAAUACUUAAGUAUAUAGAUCAAUUGCACAACUUUUGAGGAAAUGCCAACUCACCUGUUGCCAUAUGUGGAAAGUCCAGAUGGACUUGGACAAGACGUUCUAAAUAUUAGUAGUUGUGCUAGCAUGCCAGGGUCUGGCUCCAGCAUGACUCCUCACAGUGCCACCAUCACUAACAAAGCCGAGGCUCAGCCCGAGGGAAGCCUGCUGGAAGCCCUGGAGUGUAUGUUUUGUGACCAGACCUUCACACACCAAGAUGACCUGGGCCCACACGUCCUGACCCAGCACCCCACAACACUGUUCGAAACGACAGUUCUGCGUGUGGAGGCAGAGUACUUGAUCCCAGGUGAGAGGGCCCGGACCAAACCCAGGUUGCCAUCUGUGAAGGAGGUGGUAUUUAGCUGCGUUGUGUGUGAUCAGGCCACAGAGGGUGCCAGUGAGCUGGAGAGCCACAUGAGGACACACAAGGACUGUUUCACAUUUCACUGUAACUUUUGUGGCCGGCGGUUCAAAGAACCCUGGUUUCUCAGGAACCAUAUGAGGUUCCAUAAGGCUAAGGCCCAGCAGAACCUGGAUGGUCCAGUUAUUAUCAAUGAAGUCAUCCAAGACCAAGUCCCAGAGCCCGUAAUCACCCCUUAUAAAAUGUGCUUUACCUGUGGCUUCUUUUUUCCCAAUAAACACCAUUUGGUGGAACACAGCAAAGUACAUAGUAAAGAAUUAGAGGCUGAUGAAAACAGAGAGAAGGAUAGACAGGAAGAUCCCCUCAGUCAACAAGGUUUUUUACAGGUACUCAACCUUCGCCCCCUCUCUGAGAAAAGUACUAUACCAGAGAGAUCUUCUAGGUGGAUUGCCCAACUUGACCCUUUCAACACCUACCAGGCCUGGCAACUUGCCACCAAGGGAAAGAUAGCAGUUUGUCCAAGUAUGGCUAAAGAUCUAGGCCUAAUCCAAGACCACAGCUCUAACAACGAGGACUCUGGCUCAGAUAAAGAACUGACAAACAUCUGGUCAGAAGGCCAAGAAGGUGACAACAAGUGUGUUAAAGACAACUUGGGUAGAGAACUGAGAUCCAGACAGACUGCUGGAGAGACCCCAUCACCAGAACCUGAUCAGAAGUCAAGUCGAAAUGACAAGCCGACGCACUGUGAGGACUGUGGGAGGACAUUCAGGACGUACCACCAGCUUGUUCUCCACUCCAGGGUGCACAAGAGGGAGAGGGGUGAGGCGGAGAGCCCCACCACCUUCAUUGAUGGCAAGCUCUCCAGAGCAGGGUCCCCCAAAGAAGAGGGGUCUGAAGAAGGGUCAGAUGACGGAGCACCGGGAGAUGCCUUAUUUUCAGAUAAAAGUGAAGAUGGAUUUGAUCAAAUGAAGGUGAAACAUCUUGUGUCCUCCAGGGAGUGUAGUUACUGUGGCAAGACAUUCCGUUCCAGCUAUUACCUCAACAUUCACCUCAGGACCCAUACAGGUGAAAAACCAUACAAAUGUAUAUACUGUGACUAUGCUGCAGCCCAGAAAACCUCACUGAGAUAUCACUUAGAUAGACGUCACAAGGACAAACCUUACACUGACAUCCCCAAUAAGCCUGUGAUAUCUGUGCCAUCUCCCAGUGAGAAAGAAUUCACCAGAAACAGAGAUGACAAACGGGUCCCCAACCGAUCCAAACUGUGGCCAACUCCCAAUGUCAGGCCUGCAACCAAACCUUGUGCCAUUAUGAAACCAGAGGAUAGAUUUAAUAGCAUCGGUGUCAAGAUUGCCAGCCCACUUGCUCAAGUGAAUGCUGAGUAUGGGAAAUUGAUUUCUACGGCUGCUUACUCUUCUUCUGCACACAUAAAAUGCCCCGUACCUGUUAACCUGAAGAUGGAAGGACAGGAAACAAAACACCCCGUACCUGUUAACCUGAAGAUGGAAGGACAGGAAACAAAACACCCCGUACCUGUUAACCUGAAGAUGGAAGGACAGGAAACAAAACACCCCGUACCGGUUAACCUGAAGAUGGAAGGACAGGAGACAAAACACCCCGUACCUGUUAACCUGAAGAUGGAAGGAAAGGAAAUAAAUGAUGAGGGCUUCAGCGCCCCAUUAAAUUUGUCCUUAAAAGUUUCACUUUCCAUCUCCGCCACCCUAAUACCAAUGAAUGUGUUGAUUUCCAAUGCCUGUUCGUCCUGUGCCUUCAGCACUAUGUACCCAGAGGUCCUGCUCAUGCACAAGAAGCUGCUUCACAAGGAGAAGUCUGACAUAACUAAGAAGAACAGAAGUCUAAAACUGAAGCGUUAUACUGGCUGCCCCCCUGCCCUUGAGGGCAAAGAUGUCACCCUGCUGCCUCUUGUAGAUCGGAGACACCCUCGCCGGACCAAAUCCCCAACCCCUCAGUCUCCUGGAAAACGUACAGGAAAGACUCACCCCUCCAACCCUCAUGGGCCUAAACAGUCUCUCACCAAUGAACCCCGGAAGGCGAUGGGAGCCCUGGGCCUGGACAAUCAGCGGUACAGGAUGAUGAUGAUGAUGCCGCCUACCACCAGCCAGGGCCAAUCCAGGUUUACAGAGCCAGCAGAACAAUCCAACACCAAUGGUAGAAAAUAUAGCAAACCUGUAAUGGAGAGACCGAGGCAGAGCCCAUCGGACAGCAGAGUGGCAAGCGGCUUAAGAAGCGGUCCUGUGAGGAGCGGUAGUGUUGUAAUCUGGCCCUCAGAUGCUGCCAGGCUAUGCCUCUCCAGCCGGUUCGGUAGUCUUCCCCCAAUGGACUUUGGUGGUGAACCUUCCAGUAAGAGGCAGAGAUUCUCUGUGCUCCCCGGAAGGGAAACGGACACUGUUGAUACUGGCUUUAGGAUGGAGGACAGGUACAACAGACUGCUUCCCUCAGGAAGAAAUGUAGCCUCUCCCUCUCACAGGCUGCAAGCCUAUGCCCCAGUCAAAGCGUCCAACCCUCCAGCCUCUGCAAGCAGCAGCAGCAUGGAGACUGACUGGAAUAUGAUCAACAUCCUCCGUUCCUACACCCCCAGUGACCUGGCCUCCCUCUACCAUCCCACUGUGGCUAACCCCAGUCAUGGAGUGCAGACAAACCCAAGAGGGAGUAGGCCAUUACUCUACCCAGCUAGUAUGCUACAGAGGAGAGCCUAUUCCAGACCCAUCAGUAAUGAAUGCAGUGGACCCACUGACGAAAGGGCUUAACUGUUCUAAUGGUAUGCUAUUGUUCUGGUUGACUUCACCGGUCAUGUUGUAAGUAACUUUGUCUUAAGUUCUGUGUUGAGAUAAAUAGAAUACAUUUGAUAGCCUUCCGUAGGUUUGAAAUACACCGAGAAGUUCAUACUACAAUCAUCUUAUGAGAGUUUACCUGGAGGAAAGGCCUGACCCAUAAAUGACCUACCCCCACUGAUCUAUACACAUCCAUCUAAUAUAACAGUUGAGGUAGUUGACAAAUGACUGUUUGAAUAUCAUUGUUAUGGUUGCACUAGAUAAAACAUGUAUAAAUGAGAAGUGUUAAGAGGAAGUUACCUUUUGUUUAUUAAUACGCUGGUCUGUCUAAUAUGAGAUACAGUCAGCAAUCAAAGGACCAUGUUUUUGUCAAAGCACUGAUGUUGGGUAGGGUUUUAUCUGACCUACAGCUUGAGUUCUUAGUUUACAAAACAAAAGCUGUAUGUUGACGUAUCUUGCCUCAAACUCAAUUUAUAGACUGUUGACGCUCAUAGUAGGCAGUUAUUUUUCUGAUGAUAUGAAGCUGCAGUAGCUAUCAUGUCUACAAUUGAGCCAGUGCAUUUUGGAGAGUUGGGAGCAACAUGUCUGCCCAUAAGUAGUAGUUAUUCACUGGAUAAACAUGAUCAGAGCCUGAAGCCAGGGAUUCCUGCUACUGGGUAUUAUGUGAAAUGUACAUAGAAAAGGCUGCUGGUUCUGUUCUGCCUAUGGAUUCCUCACAACCGACUGCUGUAACAGUGGUAAAACAGUCCAGUUUUUGUGCGCACGAAUACUGUUCAGAUGUUUCUUUUUUUAGAUCGACUGUUUUUCCAAACGGUAUUCAGGACUCUGUUCAAGGACUCUGUUCAUGUCAUGCAGGAUCUUAAGAUAGUCUUUUGCCUCAGGUUGGAUUGUGUUAACUUGUCUGCCUGCUUUGUCACAGGCUUUUCUGAAUCUGUGGUCUACUACUUGUUGAUUCUGUAUAUAAGUCAGGGAGAGCAGAGUGAAUGCCUUACUGCAGGAAUUGCUCAACAUUGUACGCUGAAAAAACUGUCACAAAUUAAUGCACAUGGUGUAGGAAGCGUUCUGAUAUUUCCAAGCAAUUUGGGCACACCAGACCUCUGUUAUUUUAUAUUUUUGCUGUUAGAAUUUUUAAGGUGUUAUUUAUUUCUGUACAUUUUUUGUUUGUUCUCUCUGUGUGUGUGUGUGUGUGUGUGUGCAAUGUAAAAAGUGAAAUAUCGCUCAAGAGUUGUAUGACUAUCACCAUGAGUCAAUGACAUUUGGGGCAUAGACGAGUAGUGUUAUAAUAUUUGUUUGUGCUGUUUGAAAAUGUCUACAGGUAUCUUUCCAAGUCUUACUAUAGGCCUACCACCUUCCUGUUUAUGUAACCUUGAAACACCUUUUGAGAAAAAAAAAUCUGUCACUGGAAAUGUACAGUUUCAGACUUCUCCUUUCCUGCUUUCAUAAGCAAAUGGUUAUUAAGUUAUCAUUUCAAUCUAAGUUUGUUUUAUGUAUUCGCCUAGGUAAUUUUUGUGACGGAUACUGGACUUAACCUGGUUAUUUGAAUUUACUCCUAUUUGAGAUGCAAUGCUAUGUCUGCCUAUGCUGCUCUACAGUACUUUAUACAGUGAUUUCACCCAGUGUGGUUUACGUUUGUCUAAUAAAUGAUAGCCAUGUCAA